Molecule: messenger RNA, 665 nt
Organism: Macrosteles quadrilineatus (aster leafhopper)
Lineage: Eukaryota; Metazoa; Arthropoda; Insecta; Hemiptera; Cicadellidae
Gene: RpL9
Product: 60S ribosomal protein L9
Exons: 4
Coding region: 66-635 (189 amino acids)
Biological process (GO): cytoplasmic translation
Cellular component (GO): cytosolic large ribosomal subunit; ribosome
Molecular function (GO): rRNA binding; structural constituent of ribosome
Source: RefSeq, a predicted model, not a curated record
GUUUUGAACAACGAAAUCUAGUCAUCGCCUGCUCUCUUUCCGGGACAAGUUAGGGACUUGCAAAGAUGAAGCAGAUCGUUGUCAACCAGACAGUGAAGAUCCCAGAGGGAUUGACCUGCUCGGUCAAGUCCCGUCUGGUGACUGUUAAGGGACCUCGAGGAGUAUUGAAAAGGUCCUUUAAGCACUUGGCCGUAGACAUCUACAUGGUCAACCCCAGGCUGCUGAAGGUAGAGAAAUGGUUUGGCACCAAGAAGGAGCUUGCUGCUGUACGCACGGUAUGCUCACACAUUGAGAACAUGCUGAAGGGUGUUACAAAGGGUUUCUUGUACAAGAUGAGAGCCGUAUACGCCCAUUUCCCCAUCAACUGUGUGACCACAGAGAACAACACAGUGAUUGAGGUGAGGAACUUCUUGGGUGAGAAGUACAUCAGGAGGGUGAAGAUGGCCCCAGGUGUCACUGUCACCAACUCUGCCAAACAGAAGGAUGAGCUGAUUGUUGAAGGAAACAGCAUCGAAGAUGUCUCACGAUCAGCCGCUCUUAUCCAGCAGUCUACGACAGUAAAGGACAAAGAUAUCCGUAAGUUCUUGGACGGCCUGUACGUCUCUGAGAAAACAACUGUUGUUCAAGACGAAUAAACCAAUAAAAUAUUUUACACUGUUUUAAAA